Molecule: messenger RNA, 516 nt
Organism: Sporisorium graminicola
Lineage: Eukaryota; Fungi; Basidiomycota; Ustilaginomycetes; Ustilaginales; Ustilaginaceae
Exons: 1
Coding region: 1-516 (171 amino acids)
Biological process (GO): DNA-templated DNA replication; DNA synthesis involved in DNA repair
Cellular component (GO): delta DNA polymerase complex
Molecular function (GO): DNA-directed DNA polymerase activity
Source: RefSeq, a predicted model, not a curated record
AUGCCGCCCAAAGGCUCAACACAGAAAUCGCUUUCGUUCCGGGCGCAGUCCAAGCCCAAAUCCACCUUUUCUGCCUCUGCUAAAGACCAGUUGAAAGGCAAAUCGAACCUCAAGGCCGCAUCUACACCUACGAAGCCCCUCACAGCAUCACUCGCUCGCCGGCCUUCUCCCACUAGUGCUGAAAUAGCAAAGCAAGAUGAGGAAGACGCAAAGCGUCCGGAGUUGGAUGUGGACGAUGCACGAUGGGACGGCGUCUGGCGCAAAACCAAGAAGACGAUGAACGUUCCGCCCUCCAAAUCGGUGCACAUUGAGCACGAGAACCGCAUCCAGCAGAUCUUGAGGGUGUUCGACCUCGACCCCAACUACGGCCCGUGCAUGGGCAUGUCCAGGCUAGAACGCUGGCAACGCGCAAAGGACCUCGACCUCGACCCGCCUCAAGAGAUCCACGACAUCUUGACCACCAAACAAGGCGUCAAGGAACACAAGGAGAACGUCUUUACCGCUCACGUCCUCUGA